Messenger RNA from Perkinsus marinus ATCC 50983, 1920 nucleotides. RefSeq lists its product as hypothetical. NCBI's taxonomy places the organism in Eukaryota, Perkinsozoa, Perkinsida, Perkinsidae. The transcript has 17 exons. Bases 1 to 1920 code for a protein of 639 amino acids. The record is from RefSeq and is a predicted model, not a curated record.
AUGCCUCGAGAUUGGCAGCAACAACCGCAGCAGGGUGAGGAUGACAAGAAAGGAGGAUAUGAUGGUGGGCAGCAAUCCAAGGGCUGGGAUGAUAACUCGGGGAAGAACUGGAAGGGUGCCUCACGUGGAUGGAAUAAGGGCGGCGGCGGCGGAGGUGAUUGGAAAUCCAACAACAGGCAGGACAGUUGGAAGGAUAAUGACAAGUCAUGGGAGGAUAACGACAAAUCCAAUUGGCGCGGCGGCGGCGGGAAUAGAAGUAGUGGUUGGAAAUCCUCCCCUGAGGCGGAGGGGUCUAAGUCUAAAUCAUGGCAAGACUCCGGUGAUUAUGGCAACAAAUCUUGGAAAUCUCGAGAUGGGUCCAAAUGGGGUUCGUCCGAGGCAGCAGGAGGGGAUAGUCGGUGGAAGGAGGGAGAGCAGAGUAAUGGUGGGGAGCCUGAAGCCUGGAAGGAUACCAGGAAGGAGAAUUGGAGAGGAGGUGGAGGCUGGGAAGAUGAGAGGAAAGGCGCGAAGAACUGGGAGGAUGAUAGGAACAAAGACGUUGGCAAUGGCAAUGAGAAGGCAGACCCUUGGAAGCAACAUGACUCUGGAUAUAUAGAUGGGGAGAAGGAAGAUGGACAAGAGCUCGAUUCGGGGGACUACGAUGAUGAUGUUGAUGAUGAAGAUGCUGCUAUUGCUGAUAUGGAAUACUCGGACGAUUGGACUCAAACCCUGGUUUGGGUGAGGAAUGCUGUUGCCGGUCAACUCGAGUUUACAAUUGGGGAUAUACCCGAGUUCGAUAUACCGGGAUCGAGGCCGUUGAAGAUACCUGUUGUGUCUGGAGAGAUGGAAGAGCUAGUAUUCGCUCCUCGCCUGGAGGCUAAGGAUGAUGAUGACGUAUGGAAGAGGGUCACAGAUGGAGGCAAAGUCGAGAUGGUGAAAAUGUGCAUGGGGAAGGAUAGGAACGGUGUUCUAGUGUUGGAGCAUCCAACAGCUGAUAAUGACUAUAGGGAUCCCGAUCCUACUACUCUCCACUCGCCAAAGGAGUUCUGGACUCUGGUUACGGACAUACCAACUCGUAAGAUGUGUGUGACCCAGGGUGACAGAGUGCUGUACUUCGACUCGUGGUCACAGCUAGACACUCCCUAUAUAUCAGCAACUUAUGCAACUAAGCAGGAUCGAGGAUCAGUCCUGUUGGGUGACUCUACUGACCGUAGUUGGGAAGGCUUCUCUGUUGGAGUUAAAUUGAGUAAUCCUGAACCACGUAGCAAUGCUGGAGACUGGGGUGGUGAGGGCGACGCAGAGGACGGCAAGAAGAGUGACGAAACACAUGGCCAACCUCAUUGGUUCAACAUCUCACUUAAUAGGGGUAAAUUAAAUAUUUGGGUUCCCAGUGGACCGAUCGAAGAAACGGAUGAGAAGAUCCUCGUGUUUGAACACUACAGGAAAGAGUCAACAUGGAUCAUACCCGAGGCAUGGCUCCGUACUGGUAUUCCUGACGCCGAUGUCGAUGAGGCUCUGGAAUCUAAACAACCCAUCAAAUCGAUGAAUGGCUAUGUGUACGCUCAACACUUUUACGGAACUGUACAGUCUCUGCACAAGCACCAUAAUCAUGCUACUGGGGAUGAGGAUGAUGCUGAACCUAUUGUAGCUCCUCCAGAGGUGGCCGAGAUACCUCCGAUCGAGCAGCAGAUAAUGAACAUGUCCAAGUCCUUCUGGCAUGAGCGUGAAGGCAGAGAGGGACGUCUCCAGCAGCUAAGAGAGAAAUGUCAGGUCAUGAAGGACUACAACGAUAAUCUUGCCUCGCAGCUAGAGGAGGCCGAGGGAUUGUACAAGGAUCUCUUUGAGAAGGUACAACAGAUGAAGGAAAAGAUUGGGUUUGAAGCCGCUGGAUUAGAGCUCGCUCAUCGUCAGGUCACCGAUGGCACCGAAUCAUCUAAUUGA